UGCAGGAGUUGACUUUCCUCAGCAUUGAUCCCUCUUCUAUGCACCAUUGCUUGUUGCACCAUUCAUCAGCUCUGCUGUUUCCCCACUUUGCCAGGUUGGAUCGACUCCACCGCGCACCGCUCCCCAAAGACCCAUCAGGAGUAAAGCAGUCCCUUUUUCCAGGAGAAGCGCAGGAUUUGCGAUUCACCCCAACUCUCCCCCCUCCUGAAGGCGCUUUAGCGCAUGCAGAAAGGCGAGAACCGCCAAGAGUCCGUCCAUCCUUCGAGCUGCCACCGUCUCUGCAGAGCGCGCACGAGUGCACGCUCGGCGCACACAUCCCGUAAACACACAACGUGCGCGACGAGAGGGUUGAGGGGCGGUGGGGGUUUUGAGAGAGAGCGGGUCACAUGCACGCUCUCUGCGGGCUGCGGGAUCUCUCUACUGGUCCGCGAACGUGCGCGUCCAGCCUGCCUCUUCCCUUCUCCUCAGCCCCGGGACGGCAAUGACGAGAGACCGAGCGCUGUGAUCUGGCAGAGGCAGAUCGAGCCCCCCACCAUGCGCGGCGGGGCCAGCAGAGAUUGCAGUGCAGCAUCAGCCGCAGGCGCACGCACAAUGAAGACUGGAUUUACUACAACGUUGACGUUCUUUGCCGUCACAAAGUGAGAACAACCUGGAAUUCCACUCUUUUCUUUUUUGGCACGGUGGAAAUUAUCCCUCUCCCGAUAUUUGGUGGUUUGUCCCCCCCCCCCCUCCUGUUGUGCAGGGUUUGAGAGUGAGCACCAUCCGAGGCUGUAAGGGGACCGUUGCAAUGUCAUCUCACGCCACUGUUUUGGAGCUCCGUGGAAGGGAGACGCUGGGCUGAAGUGGUUCGGAAGUAUGUCCGCCAGCAGCAAAAGAAGCAAGAGGAGGAGUCCAAGGUGCAGCGACUGUGGCAUUGGUGGCCACGCCGUGCUGCGCUCCUUAACCCUCUUGCUUCUGGGGACCCUCAUCGCCGACCCCGUGGCGGCUCAAAAGCAGCGAGGGGGUUCCUCGGAGAAAGUGCCGGUCCUAAACAUUGCGGUGAUUCUGGGGCGCACACGCUACAUCUCCGACCGGGACAUCCGGGCGCUAUGGAGCAAGGAAGAACCCAUUGACGUCAACGUGGUCUCGCUACUCGUCAACGAGACAGACCCGAAAAGCAUCAUCACCAACAUGUGCGACCUGAUGUCCGGGACCAAGAUCCACGGUGUGGUGUUUGGGGAUGGCACAGACCAGGAGGCCAUUGCCCAGAUUUUGGAUUUUAUUUCCUCGCAGACGCUCAUACCCAUCCUGGGCAUCCACGGAGGCUCUUCCAUGAUCAUGGCGGAUAAGGAUGUAAAGUCGACGUUCUUCCAGUUUGGCGCCUCCAUCCAGCAGGAGGCCCUGCUGAUGCUGAACAUCAUGGAGGAGUACGACUGGCACAUCUUCUCCAUUGUGACCUCAAAGUUUCCCGGCUACCAGGAGUUUAUCAACAUUCUAAAAACCACCGUGGACAACAGUUUCGUGGGCUGGGACCUGCAGAAUAUCAUCGUUCUGGAUGCGGUGGAGGAAGACAGCCGCUCUCAGAUCAUGCUGAAGAAGGUCCAGUCCCCCGUGGUGGUGCUCUACUGCUCCAAGGACGAGGCCGUCUACAUCCUGGAGGAGGCGCGCUCGCUAGGCCUCACGGGCUUCGGCUACAUCUGGAUCGUGCCGUCCCUGACCACCGGCAACCCGGAGAUAACGCCGGAGGAGUUCCCGUCGGGGAUGAUUUCCGUCUCGUACGACGACUGGGAUUACCCGUUGGAGGCGCGCGUGCGCGACGGCCUGGGCAUCAUCACGUCGGCGGCGGCGGCCAUGUUGGAUGAGUACGGCGACAUCCCCGAAGCCAGGACGUCUUGUUAUGGCCAGAUGGAGAAGACUAGCAAGCUUCCGCCCAGCGCACUGCAUAAGUACAUGAUGAACGUGACGUGGGAAGGCCGAGACUUGUCCUUCACGGAAGACGGGUACCAAGAACGUCCAAAGCUGGUGGUCAUUGUUCUCAACAAGGAGCGAGAGUGGGAGAAGAUGGGGAAGCUGGACAACGGCAGCCUGACCCUCAAGUACCCGGUGUGGCCCCGCUUCAACUCCUUCGGCGACGCCGAGAUGGACGACAACCACUUGUCCAUCGUCACGCUGGAGGAGAAGCCGUUUGUCAUCGUGGAGGACGUGGAGCGACUGACCGGCACCUGCAUGAGGAACUCCGUGCCCUGCAGGAAACAUAUCAAAGACAACACGACUGAGGCUGGCGGGACGUACAUCAAGAAGUGCUGCAAAGGCUUCUGUAUUGACAUUCUGAAGAAGAUAGCCAAGUACGUCAAGUUCACCUAUGACCUGUACCUAGUAACCAAUGGCAAACACGGAAAGAAGAUUAACAAUAUCUGGAAUGGGAUGGUGGGAGAGGUGGUCUAUAAGAAAGCCGUCAUGGCCGUCGGAUCUCUGACGAUCAAUGAGGAGCGUUCUGAGGUCAUCGAUUUCUCUGUCCCAUUCGUGGAAACUGGUAUCAGCGUCAUGGUGUCUCGCAGCAAUGGAACCGUGUCCCCUUCAGCCUUUCUCGAGCCAUUCAGUGCAUCAGUGUGGGUGAUGAUGUUUGUGAUGCUCCUACUGGUGACUGCAAUGGCCGUCUUCAUGUUCGAAUACAUCAGUCCCCUCGGCUUCAACAGAAACCUGGCGCAGGGAAAAGACCCCCACGGCCCCUCCUUCACCAUGGGCAAGGCGGUGUGGCUGCUCUGGGGUCUGGUCUUCAACAACUCCGUCCCGGUCCAAAAUCCGAAGGGAACCACCAGCAAGUUCAUCGUGUCCGUGUGGGCCUUCUUCGCCGUCAUCUUCCUGGCUUCCUACACUGCGAACCUGGCCGCGUUCAUGAUCCAGGAAGAGUUUGUGGACCAAGUCACCGGGCUUUCUGACAACAAGUUUCAGAACCCGUACGCUUACUCGCCUCCAUUCCGCUUCGGCACCGUCCCAAAUGGGUCCACUGAAAGGAACAUCAGGAAGAACUACCCUUCCAUGCACCAGUACAUGGUGAAGUAUCACCAAACGGGAGUUGUGGAUGCACUUGUCAGCCUCAAAUCUGGGAAACUGGACGCCUUCAUCUAUGACGCGGCGGUGUUGAACUACAUGGCCGGCAGAGACGAAGGGUGUAAGCUGGUGACCAUUGGCAGCGGGUACAUCUUUGCCACCACCGGCUAUGGCAUCGCGCUGCAAAAAGGCUCGUACUGGAAGCGACAGGUGGACCUGGCGAUUCUGGCCAUCAUCGGAGACGGUGAAAUGGAGGAAUUAGAAGCGCAGUGGUUGACGGGCAUUUGCCACAAUGAGAAGAACGAGGUGAUGUCCAGCCAGCUGGACGUAGACAACAUGGCGGGGGUCUUCUACAUGCUGGCCACCGCCAUGGGGCUCUCCCUCAUCACCUUUGUGUCUGAGCAUCUCUUCUACUGGAGGCUCCGAUACUGCUUCACCGGUGUCUGCACGGGCACGCCUGGUCUUCUCUUCAGCAUCAGUCGGGGUAUCUGGAGUUGCAUCCAUGGAGUUCACAUUGAUAUGAAGAAGAAGAGCGAUCUGGACUUCAGUCCGCAGGACAAGAUGCUGAAGCUCAUCAAGUCUGCCAAGCACAUGACCAACAUGUCUAACCUGGCCGGCUCGCACAUGAACUCGCCCAAACGGGAGUUCAUGCACUCGGCUGGCCCUAUGAUCAUGGACAUGAUGGCAGAGAAGGGCAACUUCAUCUAUGCUGACAACAGAAGCUAUGCUCCCAAAGACAUGAUGUACGGGGACACGGGUGAUUUGCAGUCUUAUCUGACCAACCGCCACAAAGACCAUCUGAACAACUACAUCUUCCAGGGAGGCCAACAUCCUCUGACCUUGAAUGAUGCCAAUCCCAACUCUGUAGAGGUGGCAGUUAGUGCAGACGCAGUCCAGACCAACGCUAAACCACCACGCACUCUGUGGAAAAAGUCGGUUGAUACACUCCGCUCUGCGCCACCCGGACCGUCGCCCAUGCCUGACAUGCUAAUGCCAGACCCGCGGAUUUCAAUGAAGACACAACGCUACCUCCCCGAGGACACGGCCCACUCUGAUAUCUCCGACUGCUCCAGCAGAGCGGCUUCAUACAAAGAUCCAGAAAACAACAAGCACCUUAAAGGCAAGGACAACUUAAAAAAAAGACCUGUGACUUCAAAAUAUCCAAGAGACUGUAGUGAAGUUGAGUUGUCCUACUUGAAAACUAAGCAGGUCAGCGGCGGAACCAACCAACUUGGCAGAGGAGGUGGAGAGAAAAUCUACACGAUCGACUCCGACCGGGAGAUGAGCUUGCACUCGGACCCCGUACUCUACCGGGAGAGUCGUGGCCUCGCAGCUGAUGAUUUGGAAUACCCUGAAAUCUACUCUGACCACAGUGAUAACUAUCGAAAAUGUGAGCAGCCCAUUAUCCAUCUGAACUCAUCACCACUACAUCAUACAGAUUCAGACCUGCUUCCGGACCCAACUUAUGCGAAACACUACAACAUGAAAGAGAAAAAUGUUUCCAUGUCCCCGCAUGAGUCGAUUGAUCGCUAUAAACAGACACACUGUCGUUCCUGCUUGUCCAAAGUGACUGCUAGCUACCCUCCAGCAGGGGCUUACACUCCUGCGGUAUCUGCCGCAGCUUCUGCUACGCGCUCACCAUACAACCGAUGUGAAGCAUGUCUCCACACUGCAAACCUGUAUGACAUUAGUGAGGACCAACUUCUUGCAGACUCCUUGGUCAGCCCCACCCUGCACCACCACCAACAGCAGCAGCAACCAGAUGAAAUGUUUGGUCUGUAUUGGCCACAAACAGACGGGCCGCACGUCCAGAAGAGAAACCGCUUGAGGCUGAGUCGGCAGCAUUCCUUUGACAACAUACUGCUAGAGAAGCCCAAGGAUGUAGACUUGGGGCGACCAGCACGCAGCGUCAGCCUCAAGGAGAAAGAUCGUUUUCUGGACUCCUCAUCUGACUCGCACUACGCAAACCUCUUCAACAUGCGUCCCUACUCCGGCAGACUGUUCGGCACCACGUCCAAAUCCAUGAUGUUUAAUCACAACCUGGAGGAGAGCAAGAGGAGCAAGUCCCUGUACCCGGCCCAUGGCUCGGAAAACCCUUUCCUCAGCCACUCGCUGAGAGACGACACCAGCAGCAGACUGGUCCACGGGCGUAGCUCCUCUGAUAUUUACAAACAGCUGGCAGUGGCGUCGCCAGCAGCGAUUCUCGGAGCAGCCCCCAUCAAAACACGCAACGAGGCGAACAAUCUUCGCUCUUCCGUGAAAUCCACCACCUCAUACUGCUCACGGGAUGGGCGGAUACCUAACGACAUGUACAAUAAGGAGCAUGUAAUGCCUUACUCUGCAAAUAAGACUUGUGCGUACCCAGCCUCGCGUGGCGUCCUAAACUCAGCGCAAUUCAGCAAUAGACGAGUGUAUAAAAAAAUCCCCAGUCUGGAGUCCGAUGUUUAGUCCGAAACCAUGUUUUCUCCUGUUUGGAUUUGUAUUAUUCUCAUUUCUUAUCCACUAAGGGAUGCCAUAGCCACACUUUUCUUCUCUUGUAGUCUAGAAGAACCUUUGCCCAUUUGGGUGUGAAAGUUCUGCUUCUGUUACUGCAGACGAUAUCACAUUUUUUUUGUUCGUUUCCUGCCGUGUACUAAUCAGUUGGCUGCUUCUGAUAGUUCUUUGUCAUUUUAUGUCUCGCCGUACUCAGGAGAUGAGGUAUCAGCUUUCUCGGUAUUGGUAAGAAACACGGUUCAAGAGAACAUCCGAGAGUUGCCGGGGGAACAUAGCGUUUGUUGAUUCGAGAUGGGAACGAACGAACGUAAUCCAAUCGUCCGUUUGUCUCCAACCUUUUCCGACAAGAACGUGGCUAAGCAGGGAGACCGGAUGGGUACGUGGAGGUCUUUGGCGAGACAAAGAGGCAUCCCUGGAGAGCAGGGUACCGUGAUGAGCUGGUCCAACAGUCUGCUGCUUGUUACGCUGGCAAACGGCGAUGCCUGGCAGAGCACAACGCGAAAGUUGAGAUGAACAGUUGGUUCAUUUCCAGGCAGUCGUUCAGUCGCAGUUUAGUCUUGAGAACAUGGCAGUAGGAGAUACCAAUGUUUACAGACUGAAAAAAACAAAAAAUGCGGCAAAGUAUGGCUUUCUAUAAACUUUAAGAUUUCUUGGAGAUUCUGGCACUGGCACCUAUGUAGGCGUUGAGUGUUUGCUUCAUAGUUAGCACAAUAGCCAUUAGUUUUCAAACCUUUCUCCUACAAUCACUUUUAAAAAGCAAGGCUUUUUUGAAAAAAAAACAAAAACAUUAUUUUUGCACGUGCAGAUCUUUACCCCGUUGUAGAUUAGAAGGGGGAAAAUAAACCACAUACUCAUAAGUAUAUUUUCCAUCAACAAGGAUGUGGCUGACGGACGUUUGUACAAUCGAAAUUCCGACCUUAGUAAAGCAGCGUCAAGCCGAAAGGCGUCGAAGGGGAAGAGUUGACGAGCGGAUGCAACCGUUAUUUUUUUAAACUUUCUUUCGACCACCUUGCCAAUGACAAACAGGGUAUUAGUUACUAGAAAAAAACAGGCGAAUCCUUUCCCCUUCCAUGCUUUGAUAAACAUCACACUCCAAUCGGGUGUGAAAUUGCUUCCGUCGUUUGUUUUUUGUUUUUUUGUACAUGAAAGAUCUGACCUGUGGUCUCGUGAAGAACAGUUUCCUGAAGUCUCCACCAUCGAUGUCGAGCAGGGUAACCGUCACCGAGACUUAGGUCUGACAACAGACAGAGGAGGUUUUGUGUGUGCGUGGCAGCCCUUGGAUGAGCUUAAGGACGAACAACUUCCAAUUAUUUAUACACUUUGAUUUUUAUUUUCAUUUUGUACGUACAGUAGGUCUGGAUUAGUUUUUGUCUCAUCCCUGGACUCAUGAUGCAGUAUUAUCUGCUCACAGAUGCCACCUGGUGUUUUUUUGGAGACCCCGCAUAAAUGAACCACCCUCAUGCUUCUCCCACAUGCCAGGGUUAUCACAGGGAAAGAGGCCAGAACAACUCCAGACCCACUGCAGCUUCGAGGAAAAUGUCCGUUGAAAAUGUCUAGUUUGGGGAGAAAACACAGUAUGAUCGAGUUGCUUUGAUGGACGGGAAUUGACAAAUUGUAUCAAAUGAUAUACCUCAGGAUGGCGAGUCUGCGCAUUGCGGGGGAGCUUCAACCAUCGCGUCACGGGAAGACAAAGAUUUUGUAGAAAACGAGAAAACGUCAAAAAAAUGUUUAUAGUUGCAGCAAACGGAACCAAACCUGUUUUUUUCUCCCUGUCAAGGUCUUCCUUAACUUGCGACUGAAAUGUCCAACAAUCCAGCAGCCCUUUGGUGGAUAUUUUAUUUUCUAUAUAUAUUUUUUUUUAUUAUUAUUUUUUUUAGUUGAAGCUCCGCAAACACAUUCAUAUCUCAUUUCAUACUCUUGGAAUACUUCCUUCCAUUGCUUCCGCUGACCCUACUGACUGAUGAGCAAUAUUUUCCUCCUUAAUUAUAUUUAUUUUUGCAUCUUAUCUACAUAUUUAUUAUUAACAUAUUUAUAUCCACACACUGAUCGUGUGAGCGGAUGAGUGAACAAUAUUCACGUGUAUUUAAAAAAAAAAAAAAGAAAAAAAAAAAGAAAGAAAGAAGAAGAUAUCAAACAGCACCCUUGCAUUUUAUUAUGGACUCAUGACAUAUGGUUCUGUUCUUUCUACGUUUGCAGAACCGUCAUGUAAGAGUGAUGCUGUUUUUACGUUGGGAACACACAACACGCACCCCCUGUGAUGACAACCCUGCUCUUUUUUUAAAUGACAAAAAAUGUAUUUUAAUUAACGGUAAAUAAUUGAGGUGAUGGCAUGCAACCCAAGAUGUAAUGAUGUUUUCUGUUUGCUUUCAUUUUGUCAUGAUGGUAUGAUCACUAAUGCAUUGUAACCAGGUGUGAGUAUAUACAUAUUUGAGGGGAGAGGGGGGGGUUUACAGUGGGUCUGGAUUUAGUUCUUGCCUCAUCCCACACAGAAUCCAUGUGAAGACCUGACACAGUACGGAAGGGAUUCAUGUGGCCCCAGUUUAGCUAACACAUGGAACGUGACAAAUUGGGGGCUGCACUAUCCACAUUUUUUGAGUGUUAAAUAUCUUAAAACAGAGGUUUUGAUUUCGGGGCCCGACUUUUUCACUACACCGGGGCCCGUGACACCACUUAAAUAACACAAAAUGAGUCAACUUACUCUUUAUAUCUAACCUACUUACAGUUUACAACCUCAUCAAAUGACAUGAAAGAAUGUGUUACUCACAAAUGUUAUUUAUUUAACACAUCAAAUUUGGCUUAGGUUAGGCUGAUUAGAAAAACAAAUACUAACCAAUUGUACUUUAUAAGUAACUGACACAAAUAUAUUUACACACAAAAAAAGUAAAUUAAUGGUGAAUAUGUUUCCUAAUCAAACUGGCAAUACAAAUAUAAUGGAAAUGUAAAAAACAGAUCCAGGAAUUUUUGCGCCUCAAAAAAUGAGCUCCAGAUUUUUUGUUUGUUUUCUUUUCUGCCACACGUGGUGGAAAAAGGUAUUACAACUGGCCACAGCUGAGAAACACAUGUUUGGCGGCCCUAUGGUUAAAAAAACAUUGUCUUAAAAUGUGUUUUGUGGCGAUGCCAACGUUGACCACAGCCAUGUAGAGUGGCGUUUUCCAUAAUUUUCAGCAGAUUGCAUUGCAAAAAUGAUUGUUAUCUUUCUUAAGUAAACUGUCGAUAUAAUUAAAGUGACAUUAAAAAUACAGAUUCAACACUAUAGUCCAAAUGUUUUCGCUUAGAAAAAACUUAUCUGACUGUAGUUUCAGAUUUUUUCCAUUUAAAAUUCUCUUUACUGCCACAAGUGGUGGAAAAGUGCAUUACCACUGAGUACGGACCACAACUGAGAAACUUUGGCAGCCCUAUGGUUAAAAACACUGUCUUAAAAUGUGUUUUGUGGUAAUUCCAACGUUGACCACAGCCAUGUAGAGUGACAUUUUCCAUAAUUUUCAGCAGAUUGCAUUGCAAAAAUGAUUGCUAUCUUUCUUAAGUAAACUGUCGAUAGAAAUUAAGUGAAAUAGAAAGUACAGAUUCACCACUAUAGUCAAAAUGCUUUCACUUAGAAAAACUUCUCUGACUGUAGUUUCAGAUUUUUUCCGUUUAAAAUUCUCUUUACAGCCACAAGUGGUGGAAAAGUGCAUUACAACUGAAUACGGACCACAACUGAGAAACGUAUUGUUUGGCAGCCCUAUGGUUAAAAACACUGUCUUAAAAUGUGUUUUAUGGCAAUUCCAACGUCGACCACAGCCAUGUAGAGUUCUGUGUUCCAGCGUUUUCAGCAGCCUGCAUUGCAAUAAUUAUUGAUAUCUUUGUUAAGUAAACUGUCAAUACAAUCACAGUGCAAAUGAAGAUACAUAUUAACCUGUUUAAAAAUGUAUCUGACUGUAGUCUCAGAUUUUUUCUGUUUGAUAUUGUAUUUAUUGCCACAAGUGGUGGAAAUCUGUAUUAUAACUGAGAAGUACAUAUUGUUUGGCAACCCUCCAGGGGGCGCUCACGGCUCUAUGGUUAAGAAACACAUUUCAACAUUGAACCGUGCGUCAGUUGCCAUGUAGAGUGGUGCUUUCCAUCAUUUUCAGCAGACCGCAUUGCAAAAAUGAUUUAUAUAUUUCUUAAGUAAACUUCCGAUAAGAUUAAAGUGCAAAUGAAAUCCCAGAUUAACAAAUUUUGUCAUAAUUUUUGCCCUUUAAAAAAUUUGCUCCAGAUUUUUUUCGGUUUGAUUUUGUCAUUACUGCCACAAGUGGUGGAAAAGUGAGAAACACAUAUUGGUUGGGCAGCACUAUAGUUAAAAACACUGUCUUAAAAUGCGUUUUGUGGUGAAUGCAACGUUGACCACAGCGCCAUUUGCCAUUUAGAGCGGCACUUUCCAUCAUUUUCAGCAGACUGCAUUGUAAACAUUAUUGAUAUCUUUCUUAAGUAAACUAUCAAUAAAAUUAAAGUGCAAAUGCAAAUACAGAUUCACCACUUUUGUUACAAUUGUUGCGCUUAAAAAAAGUACUCGGACUAUAGCUCCAGAUUUUUUCUCGUUUGAUUCUGUCUUUAUUGCUACAAGUGGUGGAAAAGUGUAUAACAACUGAGUGUGGACCACAGCUCAGAAGCACAAAGAGUUUGGGGGCACUCACAGCCCUAUGGUUAAGAAACACUCUCUUAAAAUGUGUUUCGAGGCGAUUCUAACAUUGACUAUUGAAUCAGUUGACAUAAAGACUGGCACUUUCCAUCAUUUUCAGCAGACUGUAUUGCAAAAAUAAUCAUCUUUCUUAAGUGAAAUUUCGAUAGAAUUAAUACAGAUUUACCACUUUAGUCAUAAAUGUUGCGCUUAUUUCUCAGACUGUAAUUUCAGAUUGUUUUCUGUUUGAUAGUUUUUACUGCCACAAGUGGUGGAAAAGUGUAUUACAACUGAGUAUGGACCAUAACUAGGGGGGCGCUCACGGCCCUAUGGUUAAGAAACACUGUCUUGAAAUAUGUUUUGUGGCGAUUCCAAAGUUGACCCCGGCGUCAGUUGCCAUGUAGUAUGGUGCUUUCAAUCAUUUUCAGCAGACUGCAUUGCAAAAAUGAUUGAUAUCUUUCUUAAGUAAACCGUCGAUAGAAUUAAAGUGCAAAUGAAAACACAGAUUAACCACUUUAUUCAUAAUUUUAGCGCUUAAAAAAACUUUUCUGACUCCAGCUUCAGAUUUGUUCUGUUUGAUAUUGUCUUUACUGCCACAAGUGGUGGGAAAGUAUAUUACAACUGAGUAUGUACCAUGGCUGACAAAAACAUUGUUUGGCUUCCCUGUAGGGGGCGAUCACGGUCCUACAGUCAGGAAACACUCAGUGGUCUAGUGGGUAGAGUGUCCGCCCUGAGAUCGGUAGGUUGUGAGUUCGAAUCCCGGCCAAGUCAUACCAAAGACUAUAAAAAAAUGCGACCCAUUACCCAUUACCUCCAUUACCACUCAGCAUUAAGGGUUGUAAUUGGGGGUUAAAUCACCAAAAGUGAUUACUGGGCGCGGCACCGCUUCUCCCCACUGAUCCGCUCACCUCCCAGGGGGAGAUCAAGGGUAAUGGGUCAAACGCAGAAAAUAAUUUUGCCACACCUAGUGUGUGUGUGAAAAUCAUUGGUACUUUAACUUUAACUUUAACUUUAAAAUGUGUUUCGUGGUGAUUCCAAUGUUGACCACAGCGUCAGUUGGCAUUUCGUGUGCCGCCGCUUUCCAUUAUUUUUAACAGACUGCAAUGCAAAAAAUAUUGAUAUCUUUCUCAAGUAAAAUGUCAAUAAAAUUAAAGUGCAAAUGCAAACACAGAUUUACUACUUUAGUCAUAUUUUUUGCACUUAAGAAAACAACUCGGACUAUAGCUCCAGAUUUCUUUCUGUUUGAUAUUAUCUUUACUGCCACAAGUGGUGGAAAAGUGGAUUACAACUGAGUACGGACCACGACUGAGAAACAAAUAUUGUUUGGCGGCCCUCUAGCGGGCGAUCACAGCCCUAUGGUUAAGAAACACUGUCUUGAAAUGUGUUUUGUGGCCAGAUUAACCCCUUCCCUACUGUGAGUCCGAAAGAGAUGAUACCUGGUGGUUGUUUGAGCACACUGCAGCCAGUCCUGGGUAGUCCGGUCACAUACAGGAUUCUCACAGGAAUGAGGCAAAAUACAAUUCCUUCAGACCCACUCUUCGUUAGACACAGUGAAGAUGCUGCUUCUUCUUCGGGGGGCGGGGGUGGGGAGGUGCGGGUCCUGACCUCGUGGCCCCUCUCCCCUCAUCCUCUCCCUUCAUUGGCUCGUCGGGUCAUUAUCAGGCCCCCAGGUCGGAGGUCAAAGCUGGGUUUUGGCGUGGCGGGACAUCCUUGCUCUUCCUCCGUGGCAGGUGAGAAUUUAGAAAAAAAAAAAAAAAACUAUCACCAGCGCUGCUUCUCUCUUCCUCCUCCUCGUCGACCCAGUACUCCGCCGGCCAACACCACAAAAACAUUGCAGAAAAGGAGAGGAAAAAAAACAAAACAAAGACUGAGUCGGCUCUCCCUCCAAAGAUACUCUUUUCUUUAUGGUUUGCUGUAAGAAACGCUUUUUGUAAGGGACACAAAACAAACUGUUAAUUUGGGUACAAAUUCCUGAAAGACGUUUAAAGGAACUAUUUUGAAUAUGAUUAGGAAACACACCUGUAAACGUCACCUGUAAAUGACUGGAAUUCAUCAUCAUGGAGGAUUGUACAUGAGGAAGAGGAAAAACAAUAUUUUUUGUGUGAACUUCACAGGAGCUCUUCUGUACAGUGGCUCUCUCUCUCUCUUUCUUUCUCUCUCUCUCUCUCUCUCUCUUUCUCUCUUUUUCUCUCACUCUCUCUGUCUCUGUCUCUCUCUCUGUCUCUCUCAAUGUCGAGCGACUAGAAUAAAACUUCACCAUUCACAAGA
Molecule: messenger RNA, 12427 nt
Organism: Nerophis ophidion (straightnose pipefish)
Lineage: Eukaryota; Metazoa; Chordata; Actinopteri; Syngnathiformes; Syngnathidae
Gene: grin2aa
Product: glutamate receptor, ionotropic, N-methyl D-aspartate 2A, a
Exons: 15
Coding region: 856-5478 (1540 amino acids)
Biological process (GO): synaptic transmission, glutamatergic; long-term synaptic potentiation; excitatory postsynaptic potential
Cellular component (GO): plasma membrane; postsynaptic membrane; NMDA selective glutamate receptor complex
Molecular function (GO): NMDA glutamate receptor activity; transmitter-gated monoatomic ion channel activity involved in regulation of postsynaptic membrane potential
Source: RefSeq, a predicted model, not a curated record